Molecule: messenger RNA, 2366 nt
Organism: Nicrophorus vespilloides
Lineage: Eukaryota; Metazoa; Arthropoda; Insecta; Coleoptera; Silphidae
Gene: Pif1
Product: ATP-dependent DNA helicase PIF1
Exons: 4
Coding region: 296-2200 (634 amino acids)
Biological process (GO): telomere maintenance; DNA repair
Molecular function (GO): DNA helicase activity; ATP hydrolysis activity
Source: RefSeq, a predicted model, not a curated record
AUGGACGGACGAGCGUUUGAAAUAAUAUUUUUUAAAUUUUUUUUUUUCGAAAAUUGGCGGCCAUUCUUGUUUAGGGAAUAUUCGAUUAAUAAUGUUGGCAGUAUUUUUAGCGGUAAGAUUUUCAAACUAGCAUGUUAGGUUAUGUUAUGGUGUGUCAACAGGUGAUUAAACUCUCAUCAGGGAAUGUUUUUUGUAAUAUAUAAAAAUCCCGUCCGUCCUCUCCUCAUUCCCUUUAUAAAAUUGUCCUGACGUGUCGUGUCGUUGAAUAUCGAAGAUAUAUAUAUAAUACAUUAUUAUGGAUAACGAGAGCGUUCUUGCUUGCCCGGUGAACGUGGAGUGGUGCGACCCCCAUGGUGUAGUCAUCAGAAAGAUGGCUCACAAGAAGGCCCAGCUGAAACUGAUCCGCAACGAAUUGAGAAAGAUAUACAUUGAGAUUGGUGCGGAGAAGAUGGCCCCCGUUAAGCUGGAGCUGAAAGGUAUUGCAGUGCACAAGAAGUUCAUGGCCGAGGGAAAGGCCUCCAUCAAGUUCCAGGAGAGCAGGUGCACCAUUUACAUUUCAAACGCGCCCCCAUCGCAGCUCACAAAUUUUUUGAGGACAAUGUUCAUCAAGAUGACAGGACAAAAUGUAGGGACUGCGGCUAAUAAUAAAACGAAUCCCUCUUUGAGGACGCAACUGCUCUCUAAUAAACCCAAGCAAUAUCAAGAGAUCAGUCCGGUGACAACAGCGGAUGUUGACAAAUUGAAGAAGCCGAGGGCGACGGAUACGACGCCUUCUCCUCUAAGCAGAAAAAGGAAACUGACGGAGGGCGGAGAUGGUCCAGCGGCAAAGAAGCCACCGACGCCGCUGUUUGAUCAACCAUUGACGAUCGAGCAGAGAGACGUACUUGAUGCAUGUCUGUCUGGACAGAACUUGUUUUUCACGGGGAGCGCCGGCACCGGGAAAAGUUAUCUACUGAGGAAGAUAAUUGGAGCGUUACCUCCGGAUGUUACGGUGGCGACGGCGUCGACGGGGGUGGCAGCCUGUCACAUUGGCGGCACAACGCUGCAUCAGUUCGCUGGGAUCGGCUCCAGCGAUGGGAGUUUGGAGAGAGCCAAGGAGGUUGCAAACAGACCCCCGACCUCGUCCAACUGGAGGAGAUGCAAGCAUCUGAUCAUCGACGAAAUAUCGAUGAUAGACGGAGAUUAUUUUGAGAAAAUUGAAGCGGUCGCUCGACACGUGCGAAAGAACGAUAAACCGUUCGGGGGAAUUCAGCUGAUUUUGUGCGGUGAUUUCCUGCAACUUCCGCCGGUGGUGAAGACGAAGGAGAACAAGAAGCGUUUCUGCUUCCAGACGAAAGCGUGGAAGGAGUGCGUGAAUCAAACGUUCGAGCUGAAGCAGGUGCACAGGCAGAGCGAUUGCAAGUUCAUCGAUAUACUGAAUAAACUGCGAAUAGGUGAGGUGUCCGAUGAAGUUGUCGAGACGUUGGCGAGGACCUCCAAGCAGCGGAUCGAGAAGGACGGCAUCCUCGCGACAAGACUCUGCUCGCACAUGGCCGACGCAAAUAUGAUUAACGAGUCGAAAAUCAAGAAUCUACCAGGUGAGGCGAAAUUGUACGACGCACAGGACAGCGACAACUAUUUAACGAAGCAGCUGGACCAGCAGACGCCGGUGCCAGGAAAGCUGCAGCUGAAGGUGGACGCUCAGGUGAUGCUGCUGAAGAACGUGAACGUGUCGGCGGGGCUCGUGAACGGCGCCAGGGGUGUGGUGACCGGUUUCCGCGACGGCCUUCCGGUGGUUCGCUUCCGGAACAAUCGUGAGUACGUGGCGAAGCAUGAACGCUGGAUGAUAAAGAUGGCAGGCGGCGCUAUCGUCUCGCGACGUCAGAUCCCAUUGAAACUCGCUUGGGCCUUCUCCAUUCACAAAUCUCAAGGUCUGACCCUCGAUUGCGUCGAGAUGUCUCUGGCGAAGGUGUUCGAGGCGGGACAGGCGUACGUCGCCCUCUCUCGUGCACAGAGUCUGGAGACUCUGCGCGUCCUCGACUUCAAGGCGUCACAGGUGUGGGCGAACCCCGACGUCCUUGCCUUCCACAAGCAGAUGAGAGUAACCAUGAGUUCGCAGAUGUUGAUACCGCUCGGCGCCGGCAGAAAGGCAACAGGUGAACGGAAGAAAACCGUCAACAAGAAACUCUUCUCCAACAAACCACUAGUCAGUAUAACGUAAUUCUCAUCAUCGAGCAACCAUCGAAUUAGUUAAAUUUUACUAUAAUUUUAAGUUUUAUAGCUAGAUCUAUCUUUUUUUAUUUAAGUAUAUAUAAUUUUAUUUCCUCACUUCCAAUCACGGGAGAUGCAUUGACUGCGCUCUCUCUUUUAUCCGUUCGACAACAUUU